Messenger RNA from Hemicordylus capensis (graceful crag lizard), 3107 nucleotides. Its product is annotated as zinc finger protein 436-like. Bases 428 to 2707 code for a protein of 759 amino acids. Lineage: Eukaryota; Metazoa; Chordata; Lepidosauria; Squamata; Cordylidae. Gene Ontology annotation, biological process: regulation of transcription by RNA polymerase II. Gene Ontology annotation, molecular function: RNA polymerase II cis-regulatory region sequence-specific DNA binding; DNA-binding transcription factor activity, RNA polymerase II-specific. The transcript is spliced from 5 exons. The record is from RefSeq and is a predicted model, not a curated record.
CUAGAGAAGCCGAGAAACUUCAAAGGCAUGCAAUCGAGGGGGGAGGGUGAAGCCUGAGAGUUCCUUCCGGUUGGAAUUCUCAGCAGCUGCACAGCAGGAGAUGAAUGGCGGCCGCGUGGUUUGGGUGUCUGUGCAGCUGCUGCCUGGCGUGAUUUCCCCACCCACUCUUCAAUCCAAGCCUGCAAUAAUCCUCACGAUUGGGAUCAACGCAAAAGAAGCACGUUGGGGAAAUGCUUUGGAGAAAUGCAACUAAAGGAAGGCUAUAGUCUCUAUAGAGGCCAACUCCCGUCCAAGUGAAGAAGCUCUUCUGGAAUGUUCUCGACUCCUGUAUUUUAGCGGCCUAUUAGCCCGGCAGCUGCAAUAAUCUGGAGUGGCACUGACAUAUCCUGUGAGGCCAGCCUGUGGUGGUGAUUCCACCGGGCACAAAAUGGCUGCCGAGGAAGGAGGCCGGUUGGAUUUGGGCAUCAAGUUCCAGGUUAAGUUGGAGCAGGAGAUGCUGUCGGAUGUGAAAAUGGAGGAGAAGGUGGCAGCAGACCCCAGGAUGGGGGGAGAAAUGCAAGUGCAAGUGGCAGCAGGCUCCACAGUGGGAGAGGAAAUAAAGGAGCAAAGGAAAGAAGGCCUAAUGACCGAGGAGGAAGAGGAGAGAGACCCUAAUGUCACCCAGCCUUGGAGUAUUCAGGAUUUUCUCCCAAGAUCCCCAGGAAAACGGGUUAAACAGGAGCUAGCGUGGGAGUACUCGGAGACUGGAGAUAGACUGGAAACACAGUGGCAGGAGUUCCCAAAGACAAUGGGGUCUCCUAGCUCCAACUGCAGGAGCCCCCGAGUGCCCCAGUUCCCUCAACAGGAGGGUCCUCAGGCUUCUCCAGCCCCCUUCAAAGUGGAGGCCGUUCUGCCAGAAGAACAAGAAAGUACCCAGACCCAGUCAGGCCCCAGUGGAGAGGCCCGGAGCGUGCCGGAUCCCUCUGGGAAGCUGAAGGAAGAAUCCCUGGACGAGGACAUGGUGGUCUCAGAGCUACAGCGCCAGCGCUUCCGGCAGUUCUGCUACCAAGAAGCGGAAGGCCCUCAAGAGGCCUGCAGCCGCCUCUGGUUCCUCUGCUGCCGGUGGCUGAAGCCAGAGAGGCACACCAAGGAGCAGAUUCUGGAGCUGCUGAUCCUGGAACAAUUCCUGACCAUCCUGCCCCAGGAAAUGCAGUGCUGGGUCAUGGAAGCUUGCCCCAAGACCUGCGCCCAGGCGGUGGCCCUGGCAGAGGGUUUCCGGCAAAGGAAGCGCAAGUCUGCAAGGCAGGAUGACCAGGUGCCACGGCCAACUCAAGAAGCAGCUCUGAAUUUAUCUGAGGCAGAGGAGGUUCCGUUAGACAUGGAGCAGGCGCAGCUCUGCAAGAAGGCCAAGCUGGAGGACGGCACUGGAAAUGCCAGCGUGCUGGCAGGUGAAGAAAUGAUGUGUAGGAACGAUGAUGUUGUGGAGAGAGGUCAUCCAGAAGGUCCUUUUGAAGUGGAAGCGAACAGGUUACCGACAGGCAGCCCAGAAGAUGAGAGUUCCCAGUGUGAGGAGCAGCAAGAAGCUUCUGGAAGCUGGCAGGGACCCAAAGAGCAUCAAGGAAGUUCCACAGAGGAGAAAAUGGGGAACCUCAUUUCUCGUGAGGGCGAGGAGCCCCUCCAUGAAACCACAGACCAACAGAGAAUCCACAUGGUGAAAAGUGAGAGUGUAUGCCCAGCUGAUGAGGGUGGUUUCCCAGGGAACUCAGACAUUAUUGAAUUUAAGGUGACCCACACAGGCAACAUGCCCUAUAAAUGCCUGGACUGUGGGAAGAGCUUCAAUUAUAGCACCAGCCUUGUGAGGCACCAGAGAAUCCACACAGGCGAGAAACCUUACAAAUGCUUGGACUGUGGGAAGCGCUUCUGCCAAAGUUCAGGCCUCACGAUUCAUCAGAGAAUCCAUGCAGGAGAGAAAGCCUACCAGUGCCAAGAUUGUGGGAAAAGCUUCAGGGUGAAGUCUCACCUGGUCCGCCACACCAUCAUCCACAAGGGAGAGAAGCCGUACAAAUGUGCUGAGUGCGGGGUGAGCUUCUGCGAAAGAUCGGAGCUCAGAAUCCACCAGAGAAUCCACACGGGCGAAAAGCCAUAUAACUGUGCCGACUGUGGGAAAAACUUCUGCCGCAAGGCAGACCUUACUCUCCACCAGAGAAUCCACACGGGAGAGAUGCCAUACACAUGCUUGGAAUGUGGGAAGGGCUUCAGGUGGAGCUCCAACCUCAUCACGCACCAGAAAACCCACACCGGAGUGAAACCGUUCAAAUGUUCCGAAUGUGGAAAAAGCUAUUAUUCUAGCAUGAGUCUUGUUAGACAUCAGAGAGUCCACACAGGGGGGACCCCGUAUAUAUGCUCCGACUGCGGGAAAAGCUUCUGCGACAGCACCAGCCUUACCAGACACCAGAAGAUCCACACAGGAGAGAAGCCAUAUGUCUGCGGGGACUGCGGGAAAAGCUUCAACCGGAACUCAAACCUUAUUUCGCACCAGAGAACCCACACAGGAGUGAAGCCGUUCCUGUGUGUUGACUGCGGGAAAAACUUCAGAUCCAAAUCAGAACUGCACAGGCAUUACUCAGUCCAUGUGGGAGAGAACAGUGAGAAAGGGUUGUCACCCCCUAAGCCUGAGGUUCCCAUGCAGCCAAAAACUAACAGCGAACAAGAAGUUAGAAAUGAGUAGAGGCUGAUUGGCAGUGGGAGAAGGGGAUCUUUAAGAACAUAUUAAGGUGCUCAAUGGAUUCUACUUUUCCUUUGUAAAGUGAGAAAGUAGAUGGAAUUGAAGAACUACACAGGGCAGUCCUGGAGGGCAGAUAAUUUCCUGUCUCAAUCACUUCCAGUGGCUCAGAAUGUGUGGGCACUCCCAUCUAGAAACCCAUGGUCUCUGGUGCCACUGAAUCUGUUGACGUUGCUGGCCGUUGCUAGAUCUCAUGCUAUCCGUUUUUCUUUUUCCCUGAGCUGAUUUCUUGGGCGGAAACAAAAAAUUCCAUAUUUUUUUGCUUUAAAAACCAUUGUUUGCUGUUCAGAUCAGGUGUUUCCAAUCCUUGCAUGAUUUGAAAUACAGAACUAAUGUGCUCUCUCUA